Molecule: messenger RNA, 1217 nt
Organism: Ricinus communis (castor bean)
Lineage: Eukaryota; Viridiplantae; Streptophyta; Magnoliopsida; Malpighiales; Euphorbiaceae
Product: probable CCR4-associated factor 1 homolog 11
Exons: 1
Coding region: 253-1119 (288 amino acids)
Cellular component (GO): CCR4-NOT core complex; CCR4-NOT complex; P-body
Molecular function (GO): nucleic acid binding; poly(A)-specific ribonuclease activity
Source: RefSeq, a predicted model, not a curated record
ACCGUCAUUUCAUUCUCUCCACCACCUCCAUUGUUCAUUGUACCUUCGCUUAGAAAACUUGUACCUAAGAAACAAAAACGGCCUCUUUUCUUUCAACAACAAAAACACCUCUCCCUAUAUAUAUGUAUCUCAAUCUAUCCUUUCUUUUCUCUCCUCUUCUGCAGCUAAAAAGAAAAAAGAAAAAAAAAAUUAAAAAGAAUAAAAAUCGAUUCAAAUUCCAAGCCCUAACAAUUCAAACGCCAAUCUUUUCACAUGUCUAUUCACUGUCUCCCACCGCCGCUUCCGCCGUCCGUCCAGGUCCGAUCCGUAUGGGCAGAUAAUAUCGAGUCCGAAUUUUCUCUGAUCCGAUCAAUAAUCGAUAGAUACCCGUUGAUCUCCAUGGACACCGAGUUCCCAGGUAUCGUAGUUCGACCCGAUGCUGAAGAUCCGUAUAACCGGUACCGUGACCCGAAAUCUCACUACAUGAAUCUAAAAGCUAAUGUUGAUAUGUUAAAUUUGAUUCAAGUAGGGCUCACGCUAGCUAAUGAAGAAGGUAAUCUACCAGAUCUUGGCACCAAUAAUAAAUAUGGUUUUAUUUGGGAAUUUAAUUUCUGUGAUUUUGACGUGACGCGUGAUGCACACGCGCACGAUUCUGUUGAAAUGUUAAGAAGCCAAGGGAUUGAUUUUGAAAGGAACAGAGAGUUUGGCAUUGAUUCCGUAAAAUUCGCUGAACUGAUGAUGACAUCGGGGCUCGUUUUGAAUGACUCGGUCAGUUGGGUAUCAUUUCACGGCGCUUAUGAUUUCGGUUACUUAAUCAAAUGUUUGACGCAGAGAGUACUGCCGGUGGAGUUAACGGAGUUCCUAAAAUUAGUUAGGGUUUAUUUUGGAAGUGGUGCUGUUUAUGAUGUGAAAUAUAUGAUUAGGUUUUGUGACUUACAUGGUGGGUUGGAUCGGGUCGGGAAGGCAUUGGGUGUGCAUCGGGUUGUUGGGAAGAAGCAUCAAGCCGGGUCGGAUAGUUUGUUGACAUUACAUGCGUUUCAAAUGUUAAAAGAGAAGCAUUUUAAGGAUAAAGAUGAGGGAAAAUUAGAUAAGUACGCUAAUAUUUUGUAUGGUUUAGAAGUUUUUACAUCAUUAUUUUAAUUGUAGAUUUUCUUCGUUCUGUCUUUGGAAGUGGGUUUAUCGUUGUACACAUCAUUUCGGGUUUUAACAAAAUAUUAAUACUAGCUAUUAGUUUUUAA